Maudiozyma barnettii is the source of this 1434-nucleotide messenger RNA. RefSeq names its product transcription factor TFIIE subunit TFA1 (gene TFA1). Lineage: Eukaryota; Fungi; Ascomycota; Saccharomycetes; Saccharomycetales; Saccharomycetaceae. The record is from RefSeq and is a predicted model, not a curated record. The transcript has a single exon. Gene Ontology annotation, biological process: transcription open complex formation at RNA polymerase II promoter; transcription initiation at RNA polymerase II promoter. Gene Ontology annotation, cellular component: transcription factor TFIIE complex. The coding region runs from base 1 to 1434 and encodes 477 amino acids.
AUGGAUAGGCCUAUUGAUGAAACCGUGAAAUCGUUAUUGAAAUUCGUCGUGAGAGGGUUCUAUGGGGGUUCAUACGUUCUAGUGAUCGACGCUAUAUUAUUUCAUUCUGUCCUCGCAGAAGAAGAUUUGAAACAGUUGUUAAGUAUCAACAAGACCGAAUUAGGUCCGUUGAUCGCUAGAUUGAGAUCAGAUAGAUUGAUCUCCAUUCACAAACAGCGUGAGUAUCCACCAAAUAACAAAAGUGUAGAGAGAAUAUACUUCUAUAUCAAAUUCCCUCAUGCCAUCGACGCAAUCAAGUGGAAAGUGCACCAGCUGGUGCAACGGUUCAAAGAUGACCUGGAUAAGAAUUCCGCUCCAAAUGGUUAUAUGUGUCCCAUUUGUCUCACGAAAUACUCGCAACUGGAAGCCGUGCAGUUGUUGAAUUAUGAUCGAACAGAAUUCUUGUGUUCGUUAUGUGAUGAACCGUUGAUCGAAGACGAUUCAGGUAAGAAGAAUAAAGAAAAGCAAGAUAAAUUGAAUAGAUUGAUGGAUCAAAUUCAACCUUUGAUCGAUUAUUUGAAGAAAAUCGACGAUUCAAGGAUCGAAGAGAACACGUUUGAAUUCGCGUUGGCUAAAUUGAUUCCGCCUCAGAAUCAAUCGAAUGCAGCUUAUACGUAUAACCCUAAGAAAGGUAGUACGAUGUUUAGACCAGGAGACGCUCCGUUGGCUAAUGUCAUGGGUACUGCUCUGAAUAACGACAGUUCGAGACGUGCAGGGGCUAAUUCGCAAGCUACUUUGCAUAUUAAUAUCACUACAGCUAAUGAUGAGAUUGCUCAAAGACAAUUACAAGAAAGACAAGCGGAGGAGAAAAGAAAACAGAAUGCUGUGCCGGAAUGGCAUAAACAGAGUACUAUUGGGAAGAGUGCGUUGGGGAGAUUGGAUGCAGAGGAUGAAUUCGAUCCUCAGACUACUCAGAAUGCUACAAUGUCCAUGAAUGAAAAUAGUACGAUUAAUAAUAAUGGAGCAUCGCAAAUGGACGGUUCAUUGAAUAAUAAUAAUAAUAAUAAUAAUAACGAUCAUAACUCUAAUAAUGCUAAUGUCGGCGGAUAUAAUAAUGGAUACAAUAAUGGUAACCGUCGUGGUCUAACGGAAUCAGAGAUGGAAGAAAGAGAAAAUGAAAGAACUUUGAAUGAUUACUAUGCUCAACUAGCUAAGAAACAAGCACGUGAAGAAAAGAAGAAGCAAGAAGAAGAAGAUGAGGAUGAAGAGUUUGAGGAUGUGGAUGAGUUUGAAAUGGACGGUGAUGAUGAUGAUGACGACAAGAAUGGGGAUGAUGAUAAUGGCGAGUUUGAGGACGUGGUUCAGGACGUUACUCAGCCUUCGAAAGUGGAAGAGACAAAGAAAGACAGCGAUGAUGAAGAUAUGGAUAUUGAUCUAGAGUUUGAAGACGUGUGA